Bursaphelenchus okinawaensis is the source of this 2371-nucleotide messenger RNA. The record is from the annotation of a GenBank genome assembly. Lineage: Eukaryota; Metazoa; Nematoda; Chromadorea; Rhabditida; Aphelenchoididae.
AUGCAAAGGGAUAAUGACACCUCCAAUUCAGAUAGUUCCUGGAGUCUGGUCACCGAUAACUUUGACCUAGUGAGUGGUUAUGUUGACAUUGUCAAGCUUUGUUGUAAUUUUACUUACUUCGUUACCUUCAAUCGCAUAAAAUGAUUUAUCAUCAUUAUUUCUUGUAAACAACCUUCUGCUCUUAUUUACAAAUCAAUCUCUGACUUUAAAGUGUUAUACUUUCACUUUAGAUCGACGAUCCAGAUUCAGCUUCGAUCACUGAAGACAUCCAGAUUGAUUACUCCACUGACGACGAUGUCAGCUCGGUCUACAGUGAUGUAGAAGUACAUCAAAAAGAAAAUGAAGAACUACUGAACGAAGAAAUAGAAGAAUCAGAAGAUGAAAAUGAAGCCGACGUCGAAGCCGAUGAUGACGAGAGCGACGCCGACGAGAAAAUCGACCAGAUCAGUGUAGUAGAUGACCAAGAGGCGUUGGAGGAGCCUUAUGCUCGCUACUACGCUUCCCCAACGUUAGUAGCCAAAAGCUUGGAUCAGCUGGGUAAGGGAACUGAAUUGAGGAUCUUCACUUUAUCAUUCAACUUUUAUUUUAUUUAUCUCCCCUAAGGCGUUACCUUUUUACAAAAAGUGUUUCAGCUACUCCAAAGUCCGACCUGAACGGUCAGAAGAUCAGAAUCGCUGCUACCUUCUCAGUGUUCGUAACAGCCAUGAUUGGUCUGGUGUUCAGCUCGACUUGGAACAUGGAGAGAUGUCUGGAUUACAAAGAAAUGCGCGGGGUAAGUAGUCUGUUCCAUUUGGAUCGCUCUGUUCUAUACAAACUACAAUACAGAAGACCUUUGACGCCAUUUGUCACGUUGUAGGUAAACCUGGACCUGUUCGCUUCGGAGAACAAACUCUUUUCGUGGAGAGAUGACGAAUGGGAAGACGACUACGAACCCUCGUUUGAGGUCGUCAAAGCAAUGGAAGUCUGUCAGAAGCGCCUGAGAGAAGUGAUCCGAGAAUCUGCUCACAAGUCGGCACUCGUCCGCUACAUGAAGCUGAAGGAACAAAGACGGAAGGGACUGGUUCCCCCACCUCGAACAGAUGUGUUGGGUGAGACUUCGCUGCAGUCGAAGGCUCCCCAGCCCUGUUCCCCCCUCCAGGAACACCCCUGCCAUUCCUGGCCACCCCACCCCUCCUUCUUCCCCACCCCCGAACCCAUCCCUCAGCCCUGUGCCGAACCCGCCUCGACUGUCAAACCUCACAACCUGACCCACUCUUGUCCCAUCACUCAUCAGAAGCCAAACAAACGUCAGAUCAUCAAGAAGGUCGACUACAACAUGCAGAAUUACAAGGUAAGCAUCCAAUACAAACCCCUGGUAACAACAACAUUAAGUGUUACAUUGUAAUCAAAACUAAAGCCAAUCUAUAAAAUGACAAGACUUUUAAAACAAAUUUAGCAAUUCAAACCAUUGAUCAAUCACACGACUGACAGACUUUCCGUCCACAAGAAGCAUCACCGUGCCAUGCAAGCACAUCAGAAGUACGCCAAAGAACAGAAGAACCGUCGUCUACCUAACGACUACCUCAGGUCAUGUCAAAUCAACGACAAGUGCAACAUCACAGAGCCGAUCAGUAGCCACCUGAGCCAUUCGGACGGUUUCAGAAGCAGUAUUACUCCAAAGCAAUAUAACUCUGUGAGUUUUAUAUUAGUUAAGAGAUCCAAACAUAACUUUAGAACAAUAAUAUCUUAGGUAAAGGACUCAAAAGUCAUGUUAUUGUAUGUUCUUGAACAAGUUUUACUGCUUGUUAUUAUAAAAGUUACAGUACAUCACUUUCCUGGACACAAUCCCCCCAAGACAGUGCAAGAACAACUCCACCCUACUGCAAUGUGAACGUUGUUGGUGGACCGAAGUCUGUCCUGAAAUGAAGAAGAAGUGCACGUUGAGGAGAUGGCAACGCCUGAAGAAGAUCGACCCUAAAGACUUUGUCCAGAAGGACGCCGAGCUUCAGAAGAUCUUCAACCAAAUCGGGUGGACUCCAGCCAAAAGUAAGCCGCUACAAUAAUUCAUGCUAUAAUAUACAACAACGUAUACCAUGUUAAAUUGUUUUAUCUUUGUUAUUACACACUAUACACAUUAAAAGACGACUCGUAUACAAAAUUAACACAUAUUGUUACAGGAAACUACGUCCGCCCAUCAAAAUCAGAAGUAAUGUCACGUAGAUCGUCAACCAUUGCCAGUCUUAAGAAGGUCAAGAAGACACACGAACAGAAGUCGGCGUCGUGGCUCUUCAGAAGACAGAAUCAACGUAGAAAGAUUCGAGAAGCCUCCACGAUGUCGGACUGGUUCUUCUCGAGAGGAUCUCACCGUGCUUCGCUCCGAGUUCACUUCUGA